Bemisia tabaci is the source of this 1269-nucleotide messenger RNA. Lineage: Eukaryota; Metazoa; Arthropoda; Insecta; Hemiptera; Aleyrodidae. The record is from RefSeq and is a predicted model, not a curated record.
CUCGAGUAUUUUUAUCCAACACUUAUAUAUACCUUCAUUGAUUUGUCUGGACGAUUAUUCGUUGAUUGUUCUUUUGGAGUGGCAGAAUGGAUAUCGAUAAACAGGUACUGCUGUUACUGUUGCCUAUAUUCUUACUAGGCUUCAAUAACGUAGCUGCGAGUAUAGGCCAUGCUCCAGGCCUUCUUCCAGCUCCUCUUGUUGUCGGCUGGACCAAGUACGUCCCUCAGGCGGUGCCACCUCACGCCUGGACCUCCACGUACCUUAAUACCGGCGUCCGAGUCCUCCCUGCGCCUCCAUACUAUGCCCCAGCUUAUCCCCAUCCUGUCCCCGUACCCUACCCAGCCCAACCCCUCAUCCCUGCUACUCCUAUCCCCACACUAAACGCCGCAACCCCUCUAGUACCUACUCCUACCUUCAAUUCUGCCCCUCCUCCACCACUCACUCCUGCUUUCAACCCCACAACAUCACUCUUCCCCACCCCUACCUUUAACUCUGCCCCACUUCCUACCCCAACUUUCAAUUCUCCGAGACCCUUCCUGCCUACCCCAGCUUUCAACUCUCCAAGGCCCUUCCUACCUACCCCAGCUUUCAGCUACGCUCCAUCCUUCCCCACCCCUGUUUUCAACUCUCUUCCACCCUUCACCCCCACUCCGAUCUCACCCCCACCGACAUUCAGAGGAAACCCGGUUUUCAAGUCACCAUAUCCGGUUCCCUUCCCCCGACCGGUGGAGCCAGGACCAAACUCUGACCCGAGAGUGCCCGUGUCACAACCCUCGGGUAAUUUGUUCGCGUCUCCCGGAUUUCAAGGGAAUUUCGCUUCGCCAUACGUGAGCCACCCCAGUGUUGGGAGCCCUCCUCGACCUUACCCCAUUCGGGGCCCCCCUCCGUCAUAUAGCGUGACUGAGCUUGAUCCUGAAGAUACGUAUGGGCCCCCUCCUAACCCUUACGUCGGCAAGUACCGCUCUGCACCUUCUGAAAAGUACGGACCACCAUCACGUGUGGACCGGUUUCGAGAGCACCCUAAUCAUCCGUCGGUGUCCCAUGUUGUGAGAAUCAUUGCCAGACCAUCGAGGUAUUCGGAGUUUUUCCGAUGAGCUGUUACUUCCGAUUAGGCUGAGAGCCUUACAGAGUUAAAGACUUGACUUGAGAAAUUUUAAAAAAGAGAAAAAAAAACUUGUGCAUAUCUUGUAUAGUUACAGUUCCUAUUACUCUAUUAGAGAAAUGUAAUUGAUGUAUUUUUGUAAUAAACUUUUGAUGUUUUGUUUCAUA